Saccostrea cuccullata (small rock oyster) is the source of this 4843-nucleotide messenger RNA. Its product is annotated as SWI/SNF-related matrix-associated actin-dependent regulator of chromatin subfamily A containing DEAD/H box 1B-like. The record is from RefSeq and is a predicted model, not a curated record. The transcript has 22 exons. Gene Ontology annotation, molecular function: ATP binding; chromatin binding; DNA binding. Bases 63 to 3086 code for a protein of 1007 amino acids. Lineage: Eukaryota; Metazoa; Mollusca; Bivalvia; Ostreida; Ostreidae. Gene Ontology annotation, cellular component: nucleus.
GUUGAAUAAGUGAAAAGAUCCAGUGCAAGUUGAUGAAAGAGAAGCAGUUGUAAGAUGCAAUUAUGGCGACAAAGAGUCCAAGUUUAAACUCUCUCAUGAGUUACCGUUUUGUCAAGAAGCAGGUUCCUAAACUUACGAGUGGCAGCGAGAGUUUAUUCAGCUCGGAAACUAACGGCAGUGAUUCUCCGCAAGGAGACAAAGAAAUGAACAAACAGACAGACAGUCAAACUAGCAGCUGCUCCUCUGCCACAAUUCUCUAUUCUGACCAGGAAGGAGGGAGUCAAAACAGUGAAACUACCAUUCCAUACAAUCCAAGCCAGAACUUAGGGAGUCAGGAUCCCUUCCUACAAAACACAGAUGAGGGGCUGACAUGUAGUCCAGAGUCCCCAAUAUUUCGUGGAAAGGUCAAAGGGUCAAACAGGAAUUAUAUAAAAGAUGAAGACACAGAACCUGGGUCCUCCCCUUGGCUUUCUAAAGAGCAGGGUAUAGUUAAUGGAACAGCCUCUACCUCAUCCAAACAAAGAAGGAAGUCUAAGCAGGAGGUCAGACAGGGGUUUGGGGACGACCUGACCCCGGACCAGACAGAGGCUGUCAAUCACCUGAAGGCGAUGUUCCCCGACAGAAGUAUGGAGGUCCUACAGCAAGCUCUGGAGGCCCAGGCCUGGAAUGUUGAGGAUGCCGUCGAUCACAUGAUUGAUUCAGCCAAGGUCCUGAAAAAGAAAGGGGCCAAAAAGCGAAUUAUACGUCUGGUGAGUAGUGACUCAGAUGAGGAAGGAGGGUCACCAAUCCAUCAGCCCUCCAAAAGGGCACGACCUCUAGACUCCAUUGACCUUGACCCGACCCAGAUCUCAGAAGAGGAAAAGAAUGAAAGGGUUGUCUUUCUUCAGGAGGCAUUUCCUGGGAAAAAACGAAGGGAUCUACAGAGAGCGCUGGAGAAUAACAACUGGCAGACAGACGAUGCUCUUCUGGAGCUCAGUAACUUCAUGGAUAACGGAAAAGAGAGACAAGCUGCCUUGGAAGAUGAGGAGGAAGAUUUUAGGAGUGAUGAUGAAGAAGCAGACAGCGAUGAUAGCAUUGAGAUGGACACAGAGACGGCUCGUACAGAGAGAGAGAAGAUCUUGGCCUUCUUUGAUGAAGCGACAAUUGAGGAAUUAUCUGCGACACCAGGGUGUUCCAAGAAACGAGCAGAGGUCAUCAUAUCACUGAGGCCAUUUAAAAACUGGAAUAAACUCACAACAGAAUUCUAUAACAACAAAGCCUUGUCCUAUGACAUUAUUAGCGGAUGUAAGGACAUCCUUCGUGUGCGACAAGUUAUCGUCAAACUGAUGCAGAAGUGCGAGGGGAUCUCAAAAAAGAUGGAGGCAGUGGUGUCAUGUCUGACCAAGAAAACAGAGUUUGAUGAGAGCAGUGAUGACGAGUCCAUACAAAUAACAAAACAGCCCCAGAAUCUGUCACACGGUUGUCAACUGAAACCGUUCCAGAUGGUUGGACUGAACUGGCUCCGUAUCAUGCACUCCCAGCACCUCAACGGAAUCCUGGCUGAUGAAAUGGGACUUGGUAAAACAAUACAGACCAUUGCCUUUAUCGCUCAUCUAUUGGAGGAAGGAGAGACAGGGCCACAUGUUGUUAUUGUUCCCUCCUCAACAAUAGAGAACUGGAUGCGGGAGUUUAACACGUGGUGCCCCGAGGUGAACCUCCUCGUAUAUUACGGUUCUAUGGAGGAUCGCCGGCAGAGUCGCAUGUCACUUCUGUAUGACAAACACAUCAAGUACAACGUCGUGCUCACAACAUACAACAUGGCUACAGGAAGUGUAGAAGACCGGGCGUUGUUUAAGAAAGUGGAUUUCCAUUACGCCAUCUUUGACGAGGGUCACAUGUUAAAAAACAUGUCUUCUCUACGCUACCAGAACUUAAUGAAAAUAGCAGCCGAGCGCCGACUGUUACUGACUGGGACACCGCUACAGAACAACCUGCUGGAGCUAAUGUCCCUGUUGUGUUUUGUGAUGCCAGAAAUCUUCAGUGGAAAAACAGACCAACUCAAACAGAUGUUCUCUAUGAUCAAUAGAGGAGUGGAUGAUAAAGCCAAGAGUAAAUAUGAAAGGGAGAGAAUCCAGCAUGCCAAGAGAAUCAUGAGACCGUUUGUUUUACGGAGGCUGAAAUCCGAGGUCCAGCGGCAGCUGCCAGAGAAGAAGGACCGUGUCCAGUAUUGUGACCUAAUUCCCCAGCAGAGAGUGCUGUAUCAACAGCUAAUCACCAAAUUCAAACAGGUGAUGAAGGAUGACCAGGUCAAGGAGUCGCGGGACGGAGCCUCCAUGUUGAUGCAGCUGAGGAAAGCGUCCAAUCACCCGCUGUUGUUACGGAACCAUUACACCGAGGACAUACUGAUGAAGAUGGCAAAACAACUUACAAAGGAGCCUUCCCACAGAGAGAGGGGGGCGCUGGCUGAGCUGAUCCACGAAGACAUGAUGGUGUUGAACGAUUACGACAUCAUGAAGCUGUGUGACCAGUACAAGAAAUAUAUAGGAAGUUACAAACUAGAUUCUCAAGUCAUCAUGGAGUCGGGGAAAUUCAAGGAACUGGAGAAACUUCUGGAAACUUAUGAAUCUCAGGGAGACCGGGUUUUACUCUUCAGUCAGUUUACAAUGAUGAUGGAUAUUAUGGAGGAUUUUUUGAAGGCCAAGAAUUACUCGUACCUACGUCUAGACGGCUCUACACCCGUACCAGAAAGACAAGAGUUGAUAGACAAGUUUACCAAGGAUGAGAGCAUAUUUAUCUUCAUGUUGUCUACAAGAGCUGGAGGUCUUGGGAUCAAUCUAACAGCAGCUAACGUAGUCAUCAUCCACGACAUCGACUUCAACCCGUACAAUGAUAAACAGGCAGAGGACAGGUGUCACAGAGUGGGACAGACCAGGGAGGUGUCAAUAAUUCGUCUGAUCAGUAAAGACACGGUAGAGGAGGGUAUGUUGAGAUGUGCUCGAGACAAACUCAAACUGGAGAAAGAUAUAACUACGGAUGAAAGCACAGAUAAAGAAAAUCCUUCUGAUGUGGCAUCCCUCCUCAAGGGGGCGCUGGCAGGCAGUUCUUGACCCCAGCUGAACUCUAGUCCACCAAUCACAACUCAGAUUAUAAAGUUCAUGACCUCAGAACAAAUUCUCAUACAAAAAAAUCAAAGUCAAAAAAACAUUUUACAUAUCUUUGAGCCAUAAAAUGUGAAGGUUGGAUGAGGAGCAUUAGAUUUGUGUAUGGUAGUGCUAUUGGAUGUUGAUUCAAAGUUUGAUUCCUUGAAAUGAAAGCAGUGCUAACCUGUAUAUUGUAAUUAUUCUUGAAUUAGUAGACAUGUGAACAAAACAAGGAAUUUUGAGAAUAUAAUCUUACACAGGAAUGGCAUCCUAUUUCUCUUAGAAGAUUGUGAUGACCCCAUUUUGUGUUUAAGUCCCGGGAGAAAAAAGGAAGAGUGCAGGGAACCCUGGGAUAAUUUUUGAGACAGCAAGGAAUGCUGGGAAGACUGUUCUUUGUCUCGUUUGAUUAACUGUUUGGUCAUAUGAUGGUGCAUGUACAGUGUUGUGUAUGUAAACUUGUAACUGUAAAAAGUGAAUCAAGGUGUUGUCACAUUGAACUUGUAUGAAUCUGAAAGUGUGUAGAUAAUUUUAGAUCUUUCAGAAGAAAACAAGACUUAUGCAGCCACAUCUAAUAAAUGAAUCUAGGAUCAGAUGAUGCCAAAUGUUCAGUAGAGGUUGCAAAGCCCUCAUUAGAAAACUGUUUUAGUUGAGGUACAGUAAAAAAGAGUGCUUGUUGAUAUAUAUAAUUUACACAAUAUGCAGCAUAAAUGAUUUCUUAUAAAUAUAUAAACACAAACUUUUUGUUGUCUGAAACCCCCAAGUCCAUGUAAUUGAUUAAUUAUGUUAAGACCAGAUGUGAUCAAAUCUUUGAAUGAAACUCUGUGAUAUGUGUUUUAUCAGUUGGUAAGAUUGGUUUGAUACUUGUCAGAGAAAAAAACUUGAAAUGAUCUUAUCUAAGUUACUGUUAACAUUCCUAAAAUUCUUAUUUCUAUUUACCGUAUAAGUAGAAUUUUUAGCGAGGAUUUAAUUUUGGCAUUAUUAGCGAGGGUGCCGAGAUCGCUAAAAUUGAAUAUCGCUAAAAAUUAAUUGCGUUUUAUUUGUAAUAGCUUCUUAAAUAUGCAUUUUAAAAUCGCUAGAAUAACAUCUCGCUCGCUAAAAAUAAAUUACCAGUUUUUAGGACGAAUCGCUAAAUGCGUCUCGCUAAAAUAUACUUAUACGGUAUUUUAACAAUUUAUGAUACUUUUGCCAAUAUAUAGGUUCUUCUUUUGUGUUAACUUUUGUGAUAUUAAGGAUAAACAAACAAACCUUUUUUAAGAAAUCAGCAAUAUUUUUCAUAUAUUUCAAUCGGUAUCCUUAAUAAUGUUUACCAGUUAUAGUGGGGAAAUUCAUAAGAUUUUGUUAAAAGGUUAGAAAAGUUGUGCAAAAUUUUGUAUAAAAUUAUCUAGAAACUAGUGCAACAAAGUCUUGUAUCUAAGCACCGAAGGACACUGGAGUCUAGACUUCAAUUUAUGUUCUAGGGAUAUAUUAUUUUCAGUCCAAAAUACCAUGGUUUAUAUGAAUCCAUGCAUUAAAUUUUUGUUUGUGUUAAAUAAUCUUGAAAAAAAAACGGUGAACCAUCCAGUAAAUUGGCUGUUAAUCCGGAUUUAUCAUGUUUUCAAUCCAUCCCAGACCCUAAAUAGUUGUGUAAGUAAAGAAAAGUGUGAGUUUUUCUUUUGCUCACAACAUUUUUAUCAUUAUAUGUAUUGUAAACCAGUGACAUUUUGCCAACAUUAGAAUGGACAAUA